GGUGUACCGGUUCUCUCUGCCAGUAACUUCGGAUAUGAAGACAUGCCCGACAUUCUAAGUCCGGACAGGUGGGCCAACGAGUACAAGGAGUGUGCUGGUAAGUACCAGUCCCCGAUCGACAUCGAGGAGAGCCUGGUCACCAGGGUCAGCCUGCCGCCACUCCACUUCUCCGGCACCUCCGACCUCCCCUACACCAGCACCCUCACCAACAAUGGACACACAGUGAUGUUAGAAAUAAAUGGAACGGAGCCUAUAAUGGUAUCAGGAGGACCUCUCAAGGAGACGUACACCUUCCAGCAGCUUCACUUCCAUUGGGGCGCAGAUGAUUCCUCUGGCAGCGAAGACACCAUCAACAAUCACAGUUUUCCAAUGGAGCUGCAUAUGGUGUUUUUUAAAAGUGCAUACAACUCUUUUGAAAAGUCACUCAACCACAAAGAUGGCUUAACAGUGGUAUCACUAUUUUUUGAGAUCAGUAACCGGGACAACAAGGCCUAUUCCGAACUGGUGGAUUCUCUCAAGUCAAUAAUCCAUCCAAAUGAGCAGGUCGAAUUGCCUUACUUGCUUCCUCUAGAUUUUUUCCUUCCCAAAAACAAACAGAACUAUUUCACAUACAACGGAUCUUUAACAACCCCUCCUUGCCUGGAAGUAGUCACCUGGAUUCAGUUUAAACAUCCUGUUUUACUUUCUCACAAACAGCUGGAUUCAUUCAGAAAAUUGCAGUCUGACACCGGUUACCUGACCCACAACGCUCGACCCCUCCAGCCGCUCCACGGUCGACAAGUCCUCUACAACACCGCCGACCUCAAGUCAGCUGCUCCUCAACAUUCUCCUCAAGUAGCCUUCGCGUUGUUAUCAGUUCUUUUAUUAUUUAAAUGGUCUAGUUAG
This is a messenger RNA of Nezara viridula (southern green stink bug), 885 nucleotides long. Lineage: Eukaryota; Metazoa; Arthropoda; Insecta; Hemiptera; Pentatomidae. The record is from the annotation of a GenBank genome assembly.